AUGAAAUCCUCAAUUUUAUUAUGCUUAGAAUCUUGUGACAUGCCAGUAUUUGAGAAUGCUAGAACCAAAAGUAAUGCCACCUGGUUUAAACUCAAUGACAAGUUUGACUGCAAAUGAUUAAAACAUGCCAAAGGAUCCAUAGUACAUAAGGCCAAUGGAUGGUGUUAUAUGCCCAUAUGUUAUGAGAGGGAAUGCACAAUUCCUGAAAUAGAAAAAUUCUUAAUUGCUGAUCCCAAGAAAGAAAAAUAUAAAGUCAGAGAAUUGUUGAAAUUUUACUGCCAAUCAGGACUUACAAGAGUUGGACCAGAUUCAGUGCAAUGCUACUAUUUUGGUUGGUCCCCUAAUAUUCCAGUAUGUAAAGAAGAUGUACAUUCCUAUGGUCCACCUCCUCUACUCCUUAAUGGAAAAGUUCAGGACAAAAUGGAAGAAGAAUAUGGACACAAUGAGGUGGUAGGAUAUAAUUGCAAUCCCAGAUUUCUGAUGAAGGGACCUAAUAAAAUUCAAUGUGUUGAUGGAAAGUGGACUACCUUGCCAAUAUGUACUGAGGAGGAGAGAACAUGUGGAGCUAUACCGGAACUUGACCAUGGCUCUGCCCAGCAUUCUGCCCCUCCAUAUUACCAUGGGGAUUCAGUGGAGUUCGAGUGUACAGAAAAAUUCACAAUGAUUGGAGGCAGAUCAAUUACAUGUAUUAGUGGAAUACACUCCUGCCCACCUCCACCUCAGAUUCCCAGUGCUGAAGACAUGACAACUACAGUGAAAUAUCAAGAUGGAGAAAAAGUAUCUGCUCUUUGCAAAGAAAAUUAUCUGAUUCAGGGAGCAGAAGAAAUUGUGUGCAAAAAUGGAAGAUGGCUGUGAAUACCAUGCUGUGUUGCAAAACUUCCAUGUUCUCAACCACCUGGAUUAGACCAUGGAACCAUUAGUCCAUCUAGAUUUUCAGAAGAAUGGAAAGAAAUAAAUGAAUCCAGAUAUUAUGCACAUGGCACUAAUUUGAAUUAUAUUUGUGAAGAUGGUUUUACAACCUCUGAGGUUGAUGGGAUAACAUGCCACAUGGGCAAAUGGAGUUCUCCACCUCAGUGUGUAUAUUCCACAGGAAAAUGUGGUUCUCCUCCACCUGUUGAAAAUGGAGACCUCACUUCAUUCCCGACAUCAGUAUAUUCUCCAGGAUCAUCGGUUGGAUAUCAGUGCCAGUCUUUGUAUCAACUUCAGGGUAGCAAGACAAUAGUGUGUAGAGCUGGAGAGUGGUCAGAACCACCCAAAUGUUUAUGGCACCCUGGCGGCCCCGCCCUCGCUGGACACUGGCUUGGAUGCCCACGAGGGUCCGCAUGCUGCAGUGGAAUGUUGGAUGGGCCCGCGACCAACUGCCCACCACUCAAAGGCACUGAACAGGCUGAAGAGGAAUUCAAACUACCUUCAGCCUGGACGCGGGCAGCCCUUGUCCGAAAUUCCCAGCUCAGAUGCUGGGCCGGGUGUCAGGCGUCCAAUGUCUGCCCUACGUCCCUGGUGACCAUUCUGUUUGCGGUAAAGCAGUGUACCCCUCAUCUCCAUGCCUUUGGGGCCCUUGAGGGACACAUUGCUGGGGCCCAUGGCCAUGAUGCAGUCAAAGGUGGCUGGAGAUGUCAGAAUCCCCACACUGAGCUCCAGGGCACCCUGGCGGCCCCGCUUUUGCUAGAACCUGCCUUGCCUGCCCACGUGCUCAGAGGGUCUGUGAGCUGCAGUGGAAUGUUCUAUGGGCCUGAGAUCAACUGCUCAGCACCCGAAGGCACUGACCAGGCUGAAGAUGAGCUUCAAGCUCCCUUUGACCUGGACGUGUGCAGCAGUGUAGCCCGCAUCUUCUGCCUUUGGUGUGAAAUCAGAAGAAAAGAGUUCCAGUGUCCCACAAACUUCCACCAGGAUGUCUACGAAAAUCCUAUGAAGACAGGCAGUACAUAG
Molecule: messenger RNA, 1929 nt
Organism: Sciurus carolinensis (gray squirrel)
Lineage: Eukaryota; Metazoa; Chordata; Mammalia; Rodentia; Sciuridae
Product: complement factor H-like
Source: RefSeq, a predicted model, not a curated record